This is a messenger RNA of Mycena citricolor, 1440 nucleotides long. The record is from the annotation of a GenBank genome assembly. Lineage: Eukaryota; Fungi; Basidiomycota; Agaricomycetes; Agaricales; Mycenaceae.
AUGGAGCUCUUCCCAUUCUUGGGCUACUACUACCGUUCCGUGGUCUUGUUGGUGCAUAACGCGGUAUCCAUCCUCACCCGUCGCAGCGAAAAGAUCCCAUCCUCGCGAGACGACUACGAUAUCGACGAAGUCACCGGCUUCCUUCCAUCUUCGCCUCCUCCGCGUCUAUCCGAUGCUUUCGCCUUGUGGGAGCAGGCAUUGACAGAGGCCCAUACCCAAGUCUUCCUAUGGGGCGAUCAGUCUGAGGACUCGUCGGGAAAGCGCCUCUCCUCGGAAGCAUGGCGGACGAAGAUUCUAUCUGUAAGUCGGUUCCCCGCGCUUAUGAUCUGCGCUCAACAUCUUUCAAAGUUGCCCGUGAUUGACACAAACGUGCUGCGAGGAAAUCUCCGUUGUCUCCAACGGGCACAUGUGGUUCUCGCGUUCCUCACACACUACUUCAUCCACUCUGCUCCGCCAGCAAGUUCGGAUCUCCCUUGCCUGGUUCCCAGGGCUCUUGCGGUUCCACUCGUCGCUGUUUCUCGUGAUCUCGGCAUUGCCCCGGUUCUCACCUACGCUGACACCGUGCUUUGGAAUUACGAACUGAUCGACGCGGCCCAGCCGGCAUCGGCCACCAACAUCGAGUAUCACAAUUUAUUCUCCGGCACCGAAGACGAGGCCGAGUUCUAUCGCACAUCUGCGAUGCUCGAGCUCCGUGGAGUGGAGCUGCUCAAAAUCAUCGACGACUUUCAUUCUCUACCCGACCUACACGACCUCUCUGGAAUUUCUGGACUCUCACGCGAUCUGACAAGACUCAUGGGUAUUGUGGCGGAUAUCAGCGACAUCAUUCAAAGCGUUCGAGACAGCGUGGACCCUCACGUUUUCUAUCAUGCGAUCAGGCCCUGGUUCAAUGGCAGCAAAGCGAAUGGCUCUUCGAGCCCCGGUUGGGUCUACGAGGGCGUAGCUGACUCGGACAAAUUGGAUCUGAGUGGCCCUUCCGGAGCACAGAGUAGCACCAUGCACGCCCUCGAUCUAUUCUUCGAUGUUGACCACAAGCUGAAGCUGCCGCGAACUCCUCUGCCUUCUGCCGAAAAUCGCCGGUCUGACACUGGGUUCCUGGAGCGCAUGCGCCGAUACAUGCCAGGCAACCACCGAGAUUAUCUAGAUUGUCUUGCAAACAGCUCAAGAUCGAUCCGUGCGGUUUCUGAGAGGACACCAGCCCUCCAAGAGCCAUACGACAAUGCUGUCAUGGCGCUCAAAAAACUGCGUGACCUGCACAUGCGGAUUGCAUGUCGCUAUAUUAUCACCAUGUCCCACUCCCAUCCGCAUCCGACUCCGGUGCGCCCUGUCGCGGCGACAAUGCGCAUAGUGCAAAAAAGUAGUGGGACCGGAGGCAACGAAUUGGCUGUGCUCCUCAAAGCAAGCCGCGAUGCGACAAGGCGCACCUUGCUGAAGCAGAAAUAG